Messenger RNA from Eimeria tenella, 275 nucleotides. RefSeq lists its product as uncharacterized. Lineage: Eukaryota; Apicomplexa; Conoidasida; Eucoccidiorida; Eimeriidae. The transcript has a single exon. The annotation marks the transcript as partial. The record is from RefSeq and is a predicted model, not a curated record.
AUGCGGCGCAUCUGCGAAACCCUGAUGCCUUCCUCUUCCCCGCCCCCCAGCAGCAGCAGCAACAGCAGCAGCAGCAGCAGCAGCAGCAGCAGCAGCAGCAGCGAGCAGCAAGUUUCGCUGAACGCCAGCUACAGCACUUACCUGAUGGCCCUCUUGUCUUUGCUCGGGUGUAUCCCCUCGAGUUGUUUUGGAGGAGUGGGACUUUUCAAAGUUCCCAAAUCUUUCUUUUCUCUCUUUUUGAACAAAAAGCUCCAUUUAGACCCCCCCCACUUCCA